Molecule: messenger RNA, 1091 nt
Organism: Pseudomyrmex gracilis
Lineage: Eukaryota; Metazoa; Arthropoda; Insecta; Hymenoptera; Formicidae
Product: serine/arginine-rich splicing factor 7-like
Exons: 5
Coding region: 202-798 (198 amino acids)
Biological process (GO): mRNA splicing, via spliceosome
Cellular component (GO): nuclear speck
Molecular function (GO): zinc ion binding; RNA binding
Source: RefSeq, a predicted model, not a curated record
AGCUGCCGGACUUUGAGAAUUGAUCGAAAAUUAAAUAUCACGAAACGGAUAUUUUGCUCGUUAUUAAUGGGCUAUGUGGUGUAAACGGAUAAAUAUAUCGUGAUAUAAACGCGAUAUUGGAAACCUUAUAUCUAAAAAUAUAUUAAUUUGUCAGUGGCUUUUGUACAUUUCACGAGGAAAGAAAUCUGCAGGUCGAGCAAAAUGAGCAAGAUAUCACGUUAUCCCUCUGAUGGCAAAGUCUAUGUGGGAGACUUGGGAAGCAGUGCUAGUAAACAAGCAUUGGAGGAUGCUUUUUCUUAUUAUGGACCAUUGCAAAAUGUUUGGGUUGCCCGAAACCCUCCUGGAUUUGCCUUUGUUGAAUUUGAAGAUCCCCGAGAUGCUGAAGACGCAGUAAGAGGACUAGAUGGUCGUUUUCUGUGUGGAAGACGUAUCCGUGUGGAACUAUCGAAUGGAAAGAAAUUACAAAGAGACAGAGGUUUCAGAAGAGGAAGUGGAAGACCUUUUCAUCCAGAUGAUAGAUGUUAUGAGUGUGGUGAAAAGGGUCAUUAUGCCAGAGACUGUCAUCGCCGUAGAAGUUCACAUAGAAGAAGGUGGUCACGUUCAAGAUCCAAAUCAAAAUCACGAUCUCGAUCGCGCUCACGUUCCUGCUCAAGAUCGCGAUCGCGGUCUCGCUCACCACGGCGUAGCCAAUCGUAUAGUAGAAGUGCCAGAGACAAAUAUCGCAAGAAAGGAAGAUCUAAUUCUAGAGAUCGAAGCAAGUCAAAAUCUCGAUCGGGCUCUAGAUCACGAAGCAGAUAAACUGGAUGUGAAUUAAUCAACGCUCGACAACAGAUUCUUGAUUUAGUAAUUUAAAGAAGUUGCGACUUUUUUUUAUUUCAAAGGCUUUAUCAAUUACUAACUAAUUAAGAAUAUGAGUCUAUAUAGUAUAAUAUUAAAAAGAUCAUUAACUUUCCUGCAUGGGAGUAUGCAUUUUAUACAAUAAGAAGAGAUAAUCUCUUUAACAACAUUGUUUUAAAAGGUUUAUUGUGUUCUUAUUGUGCGUUUUUGAGUUGCUGUAAGUUGAGAUGUUCAAUAAAAUAGUUUUACAGGUA